Messenger RNA from Anopheles coustani, 3830 nucleotides. It is a transcript of the gene shi, whose product is annotated as dynamin. The record is from RefSeq and is a predicted model, not a curated record. Gene Ontology annotation, cellular component: plasma membrane; cytoplasm; synapse. Gene Ontology annotation, molecular function: GTPase activity; GTP binding; microtubule binding. The coding region runs from base 622 to 3159 and encodes 845 amino acids. Lineage: Eukaryota; Metazoa; Arthropoda; Insecta; Diptera; Culicidae. Gene Ontology annotation, biological process: receptor-mediated endocytosis. The transcript is spliced from 13 exons.
CGUCAUUCGUCGGACAACCUCUGCGCAAUCGAUCGCAGCGGAAAAAGGUUACAGUUUCUUCCGAGGACGAAGCCACGGUUCAUUCUGUGCGUGCGAUUCUGUGAUUGCAUGCGCGCAAUGAUGUAGUGCAUUCUGGUGCGGACAGUCGAGAUUCGAAGUUGAAUUCCACCGGAGUCAGUGACACAGUUACAACCUCCUUCGGCAGUGCGCUCGACGAGCGAAGCAAAUUGGUAGGCCGUUGCUUGCGCCAGGCAGGGAGGGGUUUGCAGCAGCUAGUAAAAGGUGCCCGAGUGCUGCGGCAUCAUCGGCGAAUCCGAGAAAAAAAGUAGCCACUCGUUGUGGUGCCUGUAAUUUGCUCGAUUUGUUUUCAAGUGCGUAAAGAAGUGCUUCUUUGAAGGUGCGUGCAAAAGGCGCACUCGAGCGGGUUGGUGCGUGAAGUGAAGGAAGUGCGAAGCGGACGUAACCGUGAAAAAAACAGAGAGAGAGAGAGAAAGUGAUACGGGGAGAGUGAACGAGAGUGGGAAAGCAGUGUGGCAGGUACACUACACACAAAUAGCUGUCCAAAAUCCGGACAUCAACGAUAAAGGAAGCAGGAUUACGACGACCACUUAGUGCACAAUCAUGGAGUCCCUCAUUCCGAUUGUGAACAAACUGCAGGAUGCAUUCACGCAGAUGGGAGUGCACAUGCAGCUCGACCUGCCACAGAUCGCUGUGGUUGGCGGGCAAUCGGCAGGAAAAUCAUCUGUGCUGGAGAACUUCGUCGGAAGAGAUUUCCUUCCACGAGGUUCUGGAAUUGUGACUCGCCGUCCUUUGAUUCUACAGCUCAUCAAUGGAAACGUUGAAUUCGGCGAAUUCCUUCACCAGAAAGGAAAAAAGUUUACGAAUUUUGACGAGAUCCGCCAGGAGAUCGAAGCGGAAACCGAUCGAGUGACUGGAAGCAACAAGGGCAUCUCGAAUGUACCGAUCAACCUACGGGUAUAUUCGCCGCACGUACUCAACCUGACGCUCAUCGAUUUGCCCGGCUUGACGAAGGUUCCGAUCGGUGAUCAGCCGGCUGACAUUGAGAACCAGAUCAAAGGUAUGAUAUUCCAGUUCAUCCGUAAGGAGACGUGCCUGAUUCUGGCCGUUACGCCCGCCAACACCGAUCUGGCGAACAGUGACGCGCUCAAGUUGGCUAAGGAGGUCGACCCGCAGGGCGUUCGGACGAUCGGCGUCAUCACGAAGCUCGAUCUGAUGGACGAGGGUACCGAUGCGCGUGACAUUCUCGAAAACAAGCUGCUGCCACUGCGCCGCGGCUACAUCGGUGUCGUUAACCGCUCGCAGAAGGAUAUCGAGGGUCGGAAGGACAUCCACGCGGCGCUGGCGGCCGAGCGCAAGUUCUUCCUGUCGCAUCCGAGCUACCGGCAUAUGGCCGACCGGCUCGGUACACCCUAUCUGCAGAAGGUGCUGAACCAGCAGCUGACCAAUCAUAUUCGCGAUACGCUGCCGGCCCUGCGCGAUCGCCUGCAGAAGCAGAUGUUGGCGCUCGAGCGCGAUGUGGAGCAGUAUAAGCACUUCCGGCCAGAUGAUCCGAGCAUCAAGACGAAGGCUAUGUUGCAGAUGAUUCAACAGCUCCAGUCGGAUUUCGAACGUACAAUUGAGGGCUCCGGGUCAGCGCUGGUCAACACAAACGAGCUGUCUGGCGGUGCCAAAAUUAAUCGAAUUUUCCACGAACGGUUGCGUUUCGAAAUCGUCAAAAUGUCGUGCGACGAGAAGGAGCUGCGGCGCGAAAUUUCGUUCGCCAUUCGCAACAUCCAUGGUAUCCGCGUCGGUCUGUUCACGCCCGACAUGGCGUUCGAGGCAAUCGUGAAGAAGCAGAUCUCCCAGCUGAAGGAACCAAUCCUGAAGUGUGUCGAUCUUACCGUGCUGGAGCUGUCUAACGUGGUGCGAAUCUGCACGGACAAGAUGGCUCGUUAUCCGCGUCUGCGCGACGAAACGGAGCGUAUCAUCACUACGCAUAUCCGGCAGUGCGAGCAAAAGUCCAAGGCACAGAUGAUGCUCCUGAUCGACUACGAGCUGGCCUACAUGAACACCAAUCAUGAGGAUUUCAUCGGCUUCGCCAAUUCGGUUGUUUCCAAUUCCAGUGCUCAAAGCAAAACCGAAAACGCCGUCAAGACGGGUACACGCAACCUAGGCUCGCAGGUGAUCCGCAAGGGUCACAUGUGCAUCCAGAACCUGGGCAUCAUGAAGGGUGGCUCGCGACCGUACUGGUUCGUGCUGACCUCCGAGAGCAUUUCCUGGUUCAAGGAUGAGGAUGAGAAGGAGAAGAAAUUCAUGCUGCCGCUGGAUGGGCUCAAGCUGCGCGACAUCGAGCAGGGCUUCAUGUCCCGGCGACACACCUUCGGGCUUUUCAAUCCCGAUGGUCGCAAUGUUUAUAAGGAUUAUAAACAAUUGGAACUUUCCUGCGAAAGCACCGACGAUGUCGACUCAUGGAAGGCAUCUUUCUUACGCGCGGGUGUUUACCCCGAAAAGGACACUCCUGCCAACGGUGAUGAGGAGAGCAACGAAUCGGGACCGACCGGCCAAUCGCUUGACCCGCAGCUGGAGCGACAGGUCGAGACGAUACGCAACCUGGUCGAAUCGUACAUGCGCAUCGUCACCAAAACCACGCGCGAUAUGGUCCCGAAGGCCAUUAUGAUGUUGAUCAUCAACAAUACCAAGGAUUUCAUCAAUGGCGAACUGCUGGCUCAUCUGUACGCUUCCGGUGAUCAGGCCUCGAUGAUGGAGGAAAGCGCGGACGAAGCACAAAAACGCGAGGAAAUGCUGCGAAUGUACCAUGCGUGUAAGGAAGCGUUGCGCAUCAUCGGUGAUGUUUCGAUGGCCACCUUCUCGACACCCGUGCCGCCGCCGGUGAAAAAUGACUGGCUGUCGAGUGGUCUGGAUAACCCGCGGCUGUCCCCACCGAGUCCGGGUGGUCCGCGCAAGGCUGCACCGCAGCAGCAGGGUUCCCUUGGCUCGAUGGGUGCUCCGGCUGGCCGAGGCCCACCGCCAGCACCGGCUAGUGCACGACCGGCACCGGCAAUACCAAAUCGACCGGGUGGUGGAGCCGCCCCACCGCUUCCCGGGGGCCGACCCGGUGGCCAAGCCCUACCGGCUCCAUUGAUUCCAUCGCGGCGUUAAAAACUAACUAAAUAUUAGUGCGCGUGUGUAAGCAUACAAAAACAAAAAGCGGCCAGCGGGGAGUGGUGUGGUGCGGGUAAAAAAGCAAUCUCCCCAUUGGCAACGUAAAAAAAAAUCAAUGCAAAAUGCAAUUUAUAUAGAGUUAUUAUAAAUACAAUCUAUCCAUAUACACAAGAAAAGGUAAAACUAGAAGCUCGUUAUCGUGUAGAGAUUUUGUUGAAAUGAUUGGCGUAAAACGAAACAGAGAUGGAGAGAAACACGUACGGAUCGAGGGAAAAAACAAUUCAGACAUCAGAAAACUAUUUCCACGUUAUCUUGCAAAAGUUUAAGAAAAUAUUUUAUCGUUAAAUAUGAACAACAUCAAUCGAAAUUGCAUACACACAUGUAGGAGCAUGUUAUUAUAAACAAGAUAAAAACGCAACGGUGUCUAAACACACAAAACUACGCCUCGUUCAUGAGAACUAGAGAAAAGCGAAAACCUAUGACAGUGAAGAAACAAUUAAACCUUACCCUUAUACUGAUCGUAUUCUUUCACCCUUUGCAAAGUAUAACGAUUCCGGCAAACAAUAUGUAACAACACAAACAAGCUUUUCUCGUAACGAAAAGUUACUAAUAGCUUCCUGCGAAGUGCAACAUUGCAAUACGAAGACGAAGUGUCAUGUGGUCAUAUG